Messenger RNA from Xenia sp. Carnegie-2017, 2237 nucleotides. Its product is annotated as amidophosphoribosyltransferase-like. Lineage: Eukaryota; Metazoa; Cnidaria; Anthozoa; Malacalcyonacea; Xeniidae. Gene Ontology annotation, molecular function: amidophosphoribosyltransferase activity. The transcript has 4 exons. The record is from RefSeq and is a predicted model, not a curated record. Bases 252 to 1736 code for a protein of 494 amino acids. Gene Ontology annotation, biological process: purine nucleotide biosynthetic process; purine nucleobase biosynthetic process.
AAUCAAAAGGUAAGAAUGAAGUUCGCGUCUAUCACUUAGCCAAUCAAAGCGACCGAGGGUGGAAUUGUCGACGACCAUGUGUACUGAAACCAAACAUUGUUUUCGAUAAUAAAAAUUGGCAAUUUGGCACCAAUGGAUAUCGAUUCAAUUCCUUCUGAAAUUGACACGUAAAGUUUACUUAAUUGGAGUGAUUUCUGCUCUGCUUACUGGUACUUAAGUAAUUCUUCUAUGCAUAUUUUACGUUUUUGAGUAUGGAUAUGCACGAAGAAAAUUCGUAUGCUCUUCAAGACUCGUGUGGUGUGUUCGGGUGUAUAGCAGCUGAAAAUGUCGAUUUGACUGAUUUCGGUCUUGCUAACAACAUUUUCCUCGGCCUUCUUGGAAUUCAACAUAGAGGACAGGAGAGUGCUGGUAUUGUGACAGGUGAUGGAGAUUUAAUUUACCAACACAAGGGUAUGGGUCUUGUUUCCAAUGUGUUCAAAGAAGAAGACAUAAAGUCUAUGAAGGGGUUCAUGGGUAUUGGUCACAAUCGCUACUCAACUAUGGGCUCAUCAAAGCUAGUAAACUGUCAACCAUUUGUCGUAGAUACUGCCCAAAAUUGGAUUGCAGUUGCCCAUAAUGGGGAACUUGUCAAUGCAGAUUCAUUGCGACAGAAAGUUCUUGCAAGUAAUGUUGGUUUGUCAACAAAAUCAGAUAGUGAGCUGAUAACACAGCUUCUGUCACGACGUCCGCCAUGUGGUGAACCUGAAGGUGCAAAUUGGCGAGCAAGGAUCAAGAUGUUAAUGAACGAUACUCAAUGUUCGUAUGCUUUGGCAAUCUUGACGAAAGAUGGUAUAUUCGGUGUGCGCGAUCCAUAUGGUAACAGACCUCUUUGCGUGGGAAAAAUUCUUCGGUCGAUCGAGCAUGGUGCUAUGGAGUGUGUUGGCUGGGUCCUCUCCUCUGAAUCAUGCUCAUUCCCGUCUAUGGGAGCUGAGAAAAUGUACGACGUAGAGCCAGGUGAAAUUGUUCAUUUGACGCGAAAGGGUGUAUCGCAUCUGGAAAUCGUUCAACCUUUGCGUGCUGAGGACCCAAGUGCGUUUUGUAUUUUUGAAUAUGUGUACUUUGCACGUGCCGACACAUUCUUCGAGGGCCAGAUGGUGUAUAACGUGCGCGAAGAGUGCGGUCGACAAUUAGCUGUGGAGGCCAGAGCCGACGCGGACUUAGUGAGCACGGUGCCGGAGUCAGCGACCCCUGCAGCUAUGGGCUACGCACAAACGUCUGGCAUACCGUAUGUGGAAGUACUCACGAGAAACCGCUAUGUCGGUAGGACAUUUAUUCAACCAAGCACAAGGCUCAGGAAGCUGGGCGUGGGUAGGAAGUUUGGUCCGCUAACAGCAAAUUUUGUCGGUAAACGGAUCGUGCUUGUCGACGACUCAAUUGUUCGUGGUAAUACGAUAUCUCCAAUUAUUAAGGUGUUGCGUGAAGCUGGAGCAGCUGAGGUUCAUGUUCGCGUUGCAUCUCCUCCUGUCAAGUUUCCGUGUUACAUGGGCAUCAAUAUUCCAACCAAAGAAGAGCUCAUUGCGAAUUUCUUAUCUCCAGAUGAACUUGCAAAGCAUGUCGGGGCAGACAGCCUUGCUUAUUUAUCCAUCGAAGGGCUGCACAGCGCUGUACGCAAGGGAAUUCGCUCGAACAACAACAAGCAAUAUGGGCAUUGUACAGCAUGUUUGUCGGGAAAAUACCCUGUCGAGCUAGAAUGGUAGUCUUAGGCAUGUGUAUGUUUUAAUGUCUUUGUCCGUGGUAAUGGUAUUUAUUUUGUGAGAUUUUUUUAGUGUGUUUGUUCAUUUGUUUGAAUCAGUCGCAGUUUUAGAAUAAUAUUCCAAAUUUCACAUGAACAUUUUUGGGAUGCUCUAUAGCUGUUCUUAAUUCAAUGAAAUGCUAGUCUGCAUUAACCUGAGGUAUAUGACAUAGCCGUAUCACAAACAAUCUUAAUGAUCAGUUUACGCAAAUGUUUGUUGCUAUGUAUACUUAUAAAACGUUUCACUCUGAUAAAAGUUCUAGACAGAUAUAAUAAGGUUCUUAAAAUUGGUCUGUAGCAGACGUCUGUAUCAAACUUAAAUCUUGCGUAUAACACUACUGCAACAUUUUUAUCCGUCAAUAUGUUGUCUUAGCAUCUUCUUUGUUUGCAUGUUCUAUAAAUUAUUUUCGAUUAUUGUGUUUUUUUUCAUCAUUUGUUGUAUGAACAUGUUUAUGUGAUUGAUCAA